AUGGUAACUCUUCUGAAUGACAGGGUCAACAGUGUGUCCAUGAACAAAGUCCAGAGAAUGCUGCAGCAGGGACAUGAUGAGUGGUACGUGGAGCGCCGUGACCUGUACCAGACUCUCCUGUACGAAGCCCACACAGCUGGAUCUGCAUCGUAUCAGAAGAGCAUCCUGUCCUUUGUCAAAGCUGCUGGUACUUAUACCCCUCCCCUGCCCCGGACUCCCCUUCCUUGUGCCCGUGUGCUGAGGUCCUUAAAAAGAUGUAUGGUGAUGGCCAGGGCACCAUGCAGUAUGUCACCUCUGAACGAGUGGGGGCAGUUCUUGACCACAGUGGUGGUGGCAGCUGAGUCUGAGGGGUGCUACAGACGCAUGGCCAAAGGUCUGAUGACCCGCUUUGAACGAGCUAGGGCUCCUGCACCAACUGUCAUAUAUGCAGAUAACAACUGUUGUCGUGACAGUGGUUCGUCCUUCCUGGAGAAUCUUUUCAGGGACUGGGUGCAGAAGGGCACUGUGGUCAGACUGGACAUCCGACACUGGCUGCACCGCUGGGGGGCUGUUGUCAUCAAACAAAGCCAUGCCAAGUAUGGGGUGUUCAUGAGUGCCCUUGCAGGUGCAGUGCUGGCCUACUACAAGGACGAUAUGAUGCUCCUAAUCCAGGCAGUCAGGAAGGGCAACCAGGAGUUGUAUGCCAGUCUUUCAGACGAGGACAUGAUAGCCUUCCUCAAACCUCACCAGAUCAGGUCCUAUGUCAGACGGAUCACCUGUGGAGUUGAGGAGACAGCUUCAGCAAUUGAGUCCAUCAUUACGGAGUUCAAUGGACCUGCAGGCCUUGACAUUGAUGGAAUCCACCUGUUCAAAUCAGCACAGGCAGUGAAUUCUCACAGGGCAACUGCAAGCAAGCAUCUUAGUUGUAUGCAGGACCCCCCUGGUAUACAGCUGUAUGUGUCAGUGAAGGUGGUGGUGCUGAAUGGUGUCCGCCUGAACAAGUACAGGUGUCAGCGAGGCAGUAACUCCUUGGAGGGCUUGCACUCACACCUGUACAAUGCCAUUCCCUCAGAGAUGUGGAGUUAUGCCAUUCCAAUUUCUGAUGUACAAUAA
Molecule: messenger RNA, 1092 nt
Organism: Carassius gibelio (silver crucian carp)
Lineage: Eukaryota; Metazoa; Chordata; Actinopteri; Cypriniformes; Cyprinidae
Exons: 6
Coding region: 1-1092 (363 amino acids)
Source: RefSeq, a predicted model, not a curated record